CAUAUCUCUCUCUCUCCCCCAUCCCAUACAUCCUUCUAGGGUUCCGCCUUUUGUCAACAAGGAUGCAACCAGCAAAUUCCAUGAUUCCACCACCACAUUACCAACAGCAGUGGCCGCCGCAGUAUCAGGUUCCGCCGCCGCAGCAAUCUGGAUAUUAUUACCCGCCGCAACAGGGCGGAGUUCCUCCACCGCAACAACCACAGUACAACGCUGCUUCUUCUGUUCAGGCCAGUAGCGGUGAUGAGGUCCGAAGCCUUUGGAUCGGAGAUCUACAGUUUUGGAUGGACGAACAAUACCUUCUCAACGCCUUCGCUCAAACUGGAGAGGUGGUCUCUGCUAAAGUUAUCCGUAACAAGCAAACUGGACAAUCAGAGGGUUAUGGUUUUAUUGAGUUUAUUAGUCAUGCCGCCGCAGAAAGGAAUCUACUAGCAUAUAAUGGGAUGUUGAUGCCUAAUAUUGAGCAGAAUUUUAGACUUAACUGGGCUUCACUUGGUUCUGGUGAAAAACGUUCUGAUAAUACUCCUGAAUAUACAAUAUUUGUUGGCGACUUGGCAGCCGAUGUCACUGAUUAUAUGCUUCAGGAGACAUUUAGGGCUAACUAUCCUUCUGUGAAGGGUGCUAAGGUUGUAACAGAUAAGGCCACAGGGCGCACCAAGGGUUAUGGUUUUGUUAAAUUUGGGGAUGAAACUGAGCAGGUACGUGCUAUGACUGAGAUGAAUGGACAGUUUUGUUCAACUAGGCCCAUGCGGAUUGGUCCUGCAGCUAACAAGAAGAGUAUGGGUGGUCAAAGUCAAGCUUCAUAUCAAAGUUCACCUGGAACUCAAAAUGAGGAUGACCCUUCUAAUACCACUAUUUUUGUUGGGAACCUGGAUGCCAACGUAACUGAUGAACAUCUGAGGCAGAUUUUUGGACAUUAUGGGCAGUUGCUUCAUGUGAAAAUACCAGUAGGCAAGCGGUGUGGCUUUGUUCAGUUCGCAGACAGAAGUUGUGCUGAGGAAGCUUUACGGGUAUUAAAUGGAACUCAGCUGGGGGGACAAAGCAUCCGUCUUUCCUGGGGUCGUAGUCCUGCAAACAAGCAGCAGCCUCAGGCCGAUCCAAACCAAUAUGGUGGUUAUUAUGGGUAUACAGCUGGAUAUGAGGGCUAUGGUUACGCUCCCCCUGCUCAGGAUCCAAAUCAGUAUUAUGCAGGCUAUGCAGGAUAUGGAAAUUAUGCACAACCUCAACAGCAGCCCCAGGUCUGAUGAAACCUUUAUCUAUUAACUAAAGCUUUUUACUUAUUACCCACAUCUCUAUUUUGGAAUGUAAAUGAAUGCAACAUUCCUUAAGGUUAUUAAUAUCUUUUUAGUUUUCGAACUGCUUUUGAUCUUUUCUCCACGGUUUUUUUUUUACGGGUCUUUGGAGAACAAAAUUAUUCAUUGAAAAGAAUUUGAUACUUAAACUGAUAACAGCAGUUGCUCAUAAAAAAUAAUGAUAUGUUCUGCAUUCUCAUUUCACUUCCUCUUUGCAGUGAUCUGCUGGUCAAAGGAGUUGCUGAGUGCUUCCCAGCAUGAUUAUGUAUUGAUGUUACAAGCUGCGCAUGGGAUUAUCAGUUGGAAUCCAGAUUUAUUAUAUUGCACUAUCUGAGGGGUGUUGGGAACUUCUGUAGGCUAGUUCGUGGGGAUACAAUUUACAGUUAUGGUCAACUGUUGCUUAUCUUUCGUUAAUUUGCUUUGUUUUUUUUUUUUUUUUUUUCCGUGUUUGCUAUUUUGGUACUUAGAUAUGAAAUCUAGAUAUACUUGGAGAAGUUUAGGCAUGUAUUUAUACUUGUGCUUCUUGGCUAUCCCAACAUUGCUUAAAACUUUA
This is a messenger RNA of Lycium ferocissimum, 1842 nucleotides long. RefSeq names its product polyadenylate-binding protein RBP45. The record is from RefSeq and is a predicted model, not a curated record. The coding region runs from base 63 to 1241 and encodes 392 amino acids. Gene Ontology annotation, cellular component: cytosol. Lineage: Eukaryota; Viridiplantae; Streptophyta; Magnoliopsida; Solanales; Solanaceae. Gene Ontology annotation, molecular function: mRNA binding. The transcript has 6 exons.